Molecule: messenger RNA, 1313 nt
Organism: Magnolia sinica
Lineage: Eukaryota; Viridiplantae; Streptophyta; Magnoliopsida; Magnoliales; Magnoliaceae
Exons: 1
Coding region: 116-784 (222 amino acids)
Source: RefSeq, a predicted model, not a curated record
UUCCUUCCAUUUCCCUUUCAUCUCCAUUCUUCCAAGAAAAAACCACCCCAUCUCUCUCUCUCUCUCAAUUCCAAAGACCACGAUCGUCUUCGUCUCCAUCAAACGCUUUCCAUCCAUGGCCGGCUUCCAAGACUCCUCCCGCAACAAGCCUUCAAUUCAUCCCCCCAACGAAUCAAAGAAAUCCUAUCCCUUCAUCUCCAACAAAAACACAGAGCCCCACCCAUUCAAGACACAGACCCCUCCUCCCAAUCCCUUCCUCCGACGUGCCUUCUCAUGCAAGCAAUCCAACCCCUCAUCAGCCCAUACCCUCUUCAAACGCCCAGGGAUCAAUGACACCAAUAACAAGAUCCUUCUCUACUUCACAUCCAUCGGCGGAAUUCGCCGGACCUACGAAGACUGCUGCGCCGUCCGCACCAUCCUUGGUGGAUUCCGCGUCCCUGUCGACGAGCGCGACGUAUCGAUGGACUCCGCAUACCGACAUGAACUGCAGAGCAUGCUCGCGAAGGAGAUGGUUGCUUUGCCCCAGGUUUUUAUCCGUGGUAAGCACAUCGGCGGUGCGGAGGAGAUCAAGGCGCUUCAUGAGACCGGGGAAUUGGCUAAGCUUCUUGAAGGGUUUCCGGUUCGGAAUCUGGGAUUCGCCUGUAAAGGAUGUGGCAACACGAGGUUUGUCCUUUGUGCAAAUUGCGACGGAAGCCGGAAGGUUUUCAUUGAAGAAGAAGGGCGGCUGAGGAGGUGUUCUGAGUGUAACGAGCAUGGGUUGGUGCGGUGCAAUUUUUGCCUUUGAUCAAUUGAAUGAAUGAUGUUUCUUUCAACGUAGCUGGUGAGAAUUUGUCAAGACUAUAUUACAUUGGGUUUCUGCUGUGGAAAUUAAAACGUCAGCAUUUCGCUGUUGCUGUUGGUGGGGAUUACUGAAGACUACUACUACAUUGAUAUUUCAGUGUUGUAUUAGUAUAUUGGCAUUGGUUAGUGCUGAUAAUUAUGGAAGACACUACUACAUUGAUAUUUUACUGUUGGCAUUGGUGAGAAUUACUGAAGAGUGCUGCUCUCUGGUCUUCAGGGGCUUGGUAAUGUGGAAUUUUAUAUCAUUUCUUCCUUUUUCUGUGCAUAUUGGUGUUGUUGGGGUUUUUUUUUUUUUUUUUUUUAAAAAAAAAAUAUAAAUUGAAAACCUUGUUUAUGGGUAUUUUUGUUUUUCAUCGUAUCUGAAAAAUGAAUUGGAGUAUAAUGGGGUUUUCUUGUUUUUUCUAAUUACCCAUUACAAAACAUGGAUUACAAAUGAAACAUCUCUUAUCUUGGAGAAAUGAGAUCGUUCUUCA